Clarias gariepinus (North African catfish) is the source of this 2879-nucleotide messenger RNA. RefSeq names its product cyclin-dependent kinase 15 (gene cdk15). Gene Ontology annotation, cellular component: cytoplasm; cytosol; nucleus. The record is from RefSeq and is a predicted model, not a curated record. NCBI's taxonomy places the organism in Eukaryota, Metazoa, Chordata, Actinopteri, Siluriformes, Clariidae. Gene Ontology annotation, molecular function: cyclin-dependent protein serine/threonine kinase activity; ATP binding; cyclin binding. Gene Ontology annotation, biological process: protein phosphorylation. Bases 184 to 1440 code for a protein of 418 amino acids. The transcript is spliced from 14 exons.
GAGUGUGUGUGUGUGUGUGUAAGCACAACUUGUUGGCGUGCACGCAGGCGAUGCUGCUGUUACUGUUGCUGUGUGGCUACAAGUAGAACAAGGUGAAUUCUCACAUGUCCACAAUCUCCUUCCAGAUGUGUCCUGGACUGUGAGGCUCCACAGCUGUUCACACCACUGGAUCGUUCGGCCAGCAUGCAGAACCUCCGACACGCUGCGACUGAAGCCUUCCAGCGGCUGGGACUGAAGCAGAGACACAUGGGUUAUCAGGAGCUGGGAGAGUUGGAUGGUGUUGAAACUCCCCAGCCUCAGUGGUUUCACACUCUACAAGUGCGCAGGCUCCGGGCGCAGAGAGGACGCAGCAACAGCGACCCACUUGGAGGCAAGAACUUUCAGCCAGAGUUUCAAUGGAACGCAGGUCUUCAGUUUGGAACGGCGAAUUCAUACCUGAACCUGGAGAAACUGGGAGAGGGUGCGUACGCUACUGUAUACAAAGGAAUAAGCAGGAUAAAUGGACACUUGGUGGCGCUCAAGGUGAUCCGAAUGAAAACCGAGGAGGGCGUUCCGUUCACUGCAAUCAGGGAGGCCUCUCUGUUAAAAGGCCUCAAACACGCCAACAUUGUCCUGCUCCAUGACAUCAUCCACACACGUGAAUCCCUCACCUUCGUCUUCGAGUACGUGCAAACCGACUUGGCUCAGUAUAUGAUCCAGCAUCCAGGAGGCCUUCACCCAUGGAAUGUUCGUAUCUUCAUGUUCCAGCUGUUUCGAGGUUUAUCGUAUAUCCACAGCAGGAGGAUUCUGCAUCGGGAUCUGAAACCUCAGAACCUGCUCAUCAGCUACCUGGGCGAGCUCAAACUCGCUGACUUUGGUCUAGCCAGGUCCAAGUCGAUCCCAUGCCAGACAUACUCAGCAGAAGUCGUGACCUUGUGGUACAGACCUCCUGAUGUUCUCCUGGGCUCCACAGAUUAUUCUACAGCACUUGAUAUAUGGGGCGCAGGCUGCAUUUUCGUCGAGAUGCUACAGGGGGUGCCGGCGUUCCCUGGUGUGGCUGAUGUUUUCGAGCAGUUGGUGAAAAUCUGGAGAGUUCUCGGCGUGCCCACGGAGGAGAGCUGGCCAGGAGUGAGCGAGCUCCCGAACUACAAAGCGGAAUGGUUCCUGCCCUGCAAACCCCAGCAAUUCAGAGAUGUCUGGAAAAGAUUUGCACAGUUACCCUAUAAGACGGAGGACCUUGCGCAGCAGAUGUUGACGAUGAUUCCCAAAGAAAGGAUUUCGGCCCAGGAUGCGUUACACCAUCCCUACUUCAACACUCUGCCACCGCCCGUGACGCAGCUGCGAGACACCGUAUCCGUCUUCAAGGUGCCUGGGGUGAGGUUGGAGACGGAAGUGAGCGAUAUCUUCAGCCCGAACAGACGGGUGAAAUCCUCUCAUGUUCCUCAGGGGAAAUGCUGGUGAUAGGCUCCUGCUGGCCCACCUCGAGCACACAGAUCUUUUCCGAAGAGGAGGAAAGAAGAAAAAAGUGUUGAUAAUGGAGGGUCAUAAUAGAUUGCUUGUUAGCAAGAACGAUAGAGUGUUGGUUUUCAGAGCACCGUCCAUUUGCAGUGUGGUGGUCAGGUUUUGGGAAGGAUGGAUGGAUGGGUGGGAAGAUGGAUGGAAGGAUCGAUCAAUGGAUAUUGCAGAAGAUGUACUGGAAUCAGAAAGUUCUUAAAGAUGUCAGAUUAAGACCAGAGAGAAUGACUUAACAUAUGUACAGUAAAUAGCACUUUUUAAAACAGCGUAAAUAUGUGCCAGCAUCUACAGUUUUGCCAAAGUGUUACAAAUUUAAUAGCAUUUGAAGUUUUAAACAUUAAAUUUUUUUAAAUCAAGACAAAUUUGAGAUCAAAUAAAAGUAAAAUGAGUGAAAAUUCACAGAAGGGGAAAGGGUGUGAAAGAGGCACAUUUGUAUCUUGUAGCACGUGCUAUUGCUUUGCUCACAGAACUUUGACAAGCAUCAAUCUUGCAAGCCAAUAGAAAAUGAAAAAGUGGGACUGUUGUGUUUUUUGUUGGUAGAAUAUUUAUAAUUUAAUACCAGAUUUGCCUCACUGCUUGCUCACAGUUGCUUGGUGCACAUCUGGACACAAACCGAACAAAUGCUAGUAGCAAUGUUGGCAUCUCUAUACGAUAUAAUUUAUGUCGUUUUUAAAAAUAUUUUUCUGAAAGAACUGUUAACGUUGAAUAAAGUGAGCCAAAGAGAUUGAGAGAGAAAUAGAAAAGGGUUAAAAAUCUUUCACAUAUGCACGCUGACCCAUGAGUGUUAAGGCAAAUUACAAAUUGAAAGGUCAUGGCCAUAUGGGAACAAGAGCUGGAGCUGAUCCCAGAUACUCCCAGAGAGAGGGAGAGGGAGUGAGUCGAGAGAGAGACAGAGAGAGAGAGAGAGAGCGAUGAACAAUACUUUCCUGGAAGUCCUUCAUUCUUCCAAAUCCUUCCAGGUGAUGUGUUUUUACAGUCCUGUGUGUCUGCUCCCUCAAUCUGAAAUCCUCUUGUGACAUUUGUGUGCACCAUUUAGCCUGUUUGCUCUAUGUGAAUAAUUUGUAUAAAAAAAAAGCACAACACAAACUGUGUCAAAUGGAUGUCUUUAGCCGGGAUCUACUGUUAAUCAGGGCUGUUUAUUGGUUCUUACUGCUCGCUGAUUAAAACCAGGAACAGAAGUAUCAUAUAGGAUCAUCUCAGCUGUUAAAGCAACAUCUGCGUGAGCUAUGCUGAUGACCCGGACCAUCGAGUGCACAAUGAUUUCAUAUCCUUGCAGGUGUGUAGCAUGUGAGCAGAAUGCCAGCUGAUGUUACGUUGCAGAUGUAUGUGUGUGUGUGUAUAAGUCCAAAUGUUUAAUUCUGUUCAUGUCCUAAUAAAUAUCUUUU